AUCCCAUACCCAUAUGUGAGUAUACACUCUGUUUGAUUUCAAAUACACUCUUGUUUUGCAUCAGAUUAUAUGAAUCUUUCCUCUUUACUAAAAAUUCCUGUGGGGAGGAACAUUAUCAGUAUUUAGGGUCCCAGGUUCCUGAGUUUGGGUUACUGUCUGUGGGUUCCUGGUUUCCUCCCACCUCACAAAAGCACGCCAGUGGGUGGGUUCAUAACUUUUAAUUGCCUCUAGGUGUGAAUGAGUGUGUGCAUGGUGCCCCUGCAAUGGACUGGCAUCCCAUCCAGGAUGUAUUCCCACCUCAUGCUCAGUGUUCGUGAGAUAGGCUCUGAAUUAAUAUUGUCUUCUGUUACUCCUCACUGAUCCGCCUUUUCUCUUUAUUGCAUACAGAUGUCGACCCUAGAGUUCAUUCUCCCAUACUUUUGCCAGUGCUCUUAUAUUGUGCUUUAUAAUGACCUUAGCUUCUUCCUUGCUGGAGCAGUGGAGGCUCAGUGGAGUAUUCCUUGUGCUACUGAUCAGAAGGUUAUGAGUUCAAGCCCUUGCACCAUCAAAAACAAGUAAAGUAACUAACAAACAAAUAGUGGGCCUCCUAUUCAUAUCUGUUUAGAUCACAUUAUAUGCUCAACUUCAACUUCUUUGCUUCAGAUCUACUAAAGUGAACCAUACAAGAGAUUGAUUCUUGCCAGAGAGUACUUUUAAAAUCAUCCAACACCUGCUUCUUGUUAGCUUUCUGAACAAGAUAUUGUCCUCUAGUGGUUUUGCUUGGUACAGAGCACAUCAGCAUGACUAUAACUGUAAAUCUAAAUGAAACAAUUUAUAGACAUUAGACAAGGCUAUAUUUUUUUGCUCAAGUCGGGGGUGUAGCUAGAAAACACAGUCCACCUCAUACUUCUAGUCUAUCUUUAAGAUACAAGCUCCAGGGAUCUUGCUCGGGGCCUCCUGAAUCUGUGAUCUCUGAUUUAGGCUUUAUAUGUCAAGGGACUUAUAAAGCAAUACAUGAGCUAUUACACGUCUAAGUUAAACAAAAUCAAGACUCUUCUCUGUGCUGACACCAUUGUGGUGGAGUGACUGUGGAUCAUGACAGCUGAGUUGCUGAUUGUUUUCAGACAAAUAUUAAAUCUUCAGAACUGUGUUUUAGCUUAACAGUUUUAGCUUUUAGCUUAACAGUUUUCUUAAAACCUGGACAAUUUGUAAUAGCAAUAGGAAGUCACUCUGGAAAAGGCCAUCUGCCAAAUGCUGUACAAGUAAAUAUGAAUGUAAAAUAUUCAGCAAAACCAUUAGAACAAAUACCACCUGCCACAGCAAGCCUCAAGCUACAACUGAGCUAUUUACCCACCCAUUAGCAAUCCUAUUUACUGUAGAAUCACAAGCCUUCUCAGAGAAUGCAAAUGUAGAUCUGUAGUCACAAAUACUCUUUAUUGUACAUAGUGUAAAUAGGUACUGUCUAUACAAACAUGAGGCAGAUAAAUGGGCCUCAUCAUUUGGCCUAAUUCUCUUAACUGGACUGGUCAGAUUACAAGGCUUUUAUGGGAACAUUAUGUUUAUAGUGAACUAUAGAAUCUUUCCAGAUGAGCUUUGUGUUUUGUUACUCGUAAUAUUCCAAGAACUGAUACGUCAGAGAAGGUAGUAGUGCCUUUUAAAAAGCUGUCUCACUUUUCUUUGCCUUAAAUUUGUGAUGCGCUUCAGCUGGAAGAGCACUACAGAUGAAGUAGGUCUCUUACCUACAAACCUGACGUUAUGGAGUUCUAAUUUUUUGGAUAUGAUUUAAUUUUCUUAUUUGCAGCUUUAAUUGUGGCGUUUGUAUCAAAGGCUAGUAUGUUAUCUACACAGAGAAUCCUGAAAUUCCUCAUUACUAUGCCAUUCCUCUUUGUCUUUCUAGGACCCACAACAGCUUGUGUGACACGUCGAUGCCUGGCUAAUGAUCUCGUUAAAAAAAACCUGUACAGUGCACCCCAGUCUCCGGAGUGUUUUACUGAUGUGAACCUCACCUCCAUCCAGUAUGAGACGCUGUCUGUCAACACCAAAAGUAUGCAGUUCUCUAGCCGCAUUAAAAUUACCAUGGAGUGGACUGACCCAGACCUUAAAUGGUCAGAGACAAAUUACACAUUUGACGAAAUCAUAUUGCCUGUUAAGAAAAUAUGGACUCCUGAUCUCACUGUUGAGAAUGCAAUAUAUGUGGACGUAAAUCCUGUUACUAACGAUAUAGUGGUGAAAAGUGAUGGCACUGUGAACUAUGCUAUUGUCAUGUACACAACGGCUGUGUGCAGAAUCAACCUACUCACCUAUCCUUUUGUUCAAGGCUCAUGUCCUGUGGCCAUCAACGGAUGGAACCAAAGCUCUUGUGGGCUGCAUAUCCUGUAUGGCUCAGUAUCUGCACUAAGAAAUGAAGGAGCUGAAUGGAGCACUGUGUCAGUGAACCUCAAACAGGAAAACAACACAAACAACCACAACUACAUCUACGUCACUCUGUCCAGCAACCCCUUUAAAGCAAUGGUAUCACUGGUCCUGCCCAGUGCAUUAAUCAUGAUAGCUGAUCUGGUGAGUUUUGCUUUGCCACUGGACGGGGGAAAGCGCAGCUCCUUCAAAAUCACACUGGUGCUCAGCUUCACCAUGUUCCUCCUCAUCCUCACUGACUACCUUCCUAACAGUGGACCAUGCAGCCCUCUAUUACAUUAUCACUUCUGCUUCUGCAUGGUCAUUCUGGUGCUGAGUAUGCUGAUAUCCAUGGUGUUCACAAAGGUGGCAGCGGAGGGCAACAUUCUGUGUCGCAGGCUUCCAAAGCUGAGUAAAUCAGGCAGGUUCAACACAAAAAAGACAAUGAUGAACAGACACUCUUUGGUUGGGAUAUCACAAAAUGCAUAUACUCUGUACUUAACCUUUAUACCAUAUUCUACUAAAGUACAAAGUCAAACUAAAUUGAGCUACUGCAUUAAUAUUUUACAGCUCAUUCAGCUCAUAAAUUUCUUUUUGGUGUUUUUAACAAGUGCUACAUUUUCUUAA
Pangasianodon hypophthalmus (striped catfish) is the source of this 2997-nucleotide messenger RNA. Its product is annotated as 5-hydroxytryptamine receptor 3A-like. The record is from RefSeq and is a predicted model, not a curated record. Lineage: Eukaryota; Metazoa; Chordata; Actinopteri; Siluriformes; Pangasiidae. Gene Ontology annotation, biological process: monoatomic ion transmembrane transport; nervous system process; chemical synaptic transmission. Gene Ontology annotation, molecular function: transmembrane signaling receptor activity; extracellular ligand-gated monoatomic ion channel activity; neurotransmitter receptor activity. The transcript is spliced from 8 exons. The coding region runs from base 1813 to 2997 and encodes 394 amino acids. Gene Ontology annotation, cellular component: synapse; neuron projection; membrane.